GAUUACAUCCGAGACGGCAAGAUUAGGAGGGGGAGCCCUUACAAAUUAAUUUGCAGAGCAGGACACAGAAAUGGGUCGUGAUGUAGUCUUAAAGGCGACAUGAAGCCGGAUAGUCCAGAGAUCAGAGUUGUUGGAGAGUUAAAGACGGUUUGCAAUAGAGGUGAUGGGGGUAGGAGAUAUCUGGAUCCCAUAUAAAAACCCGUGAGAUUGCGAUUCCUGCUGGCCCAGACGGAACAGAUGAAGUUGAUCGCAUCCGCCACAACCCAGAAUAACUAGACCGUGAUUGUGAGCGCAUCCAACAGCAAAGCAGCAGUGAGGGGAAUGACGGGGAAUUUGAUGCAUAAAUGAAAAUCUGACACUGGUGCACCAGCUGCUGGCCUCUUUCACGCCGCAUAAUGGGAAUAGCAGGAUAACGGUUUUCCAGCGGCUUUUUGCUCCUAGUGGCAAGCGGCACCAAAAUAACCAGGUCAACAGUGAGCACGUGUUUUUGAACUAAGUUAGGCAUUUGUCUGAUCAGAUCGGCGGAAUGGUGUUUUUGAGAUGUCGGCGGAGCAACUAUGUAUGGGCCACUCUGGGUGUGUUGGCGUUGUUGUGGCUCUACAUCUUCCCAGUUUACAGGAUCCCCAGCGAUAAAGAAAUGGUGGAUGAGGUUCUUCGGCAGGGACAAACCUGGACCAGAAACCAAACCGGGGUAGAUCUGUACAGGAAGCUGCUGACAGAAUGCUGUGACCCAAAGAGGAUGUUUGCAGUUACUAAGGAGAAUUCGCCAAUAGGCAAAGUGUUGUGGUACGAUGGGGAGAUCUACCAUUAUCACAGAGUCAACAAUGAAACCUACCCAUUAUUUGUUCAGGAUACACCAUUGCACCUUCCUCUGAAGAAGUGUUCAGUUGUGGGCAAUGGAGGGGUCCUGAAACACAGUUGCUGUGGAAAAGAAAUUGACCAAGCUGACUUUAUCAUGAGAUGUAAUCUUCCUCCUCUGUCCAAAGAGUACACUGCUGAUGUUGGUACACGAACACACCUGGUGAGCGCGAAUCCUAGCAUUAUUGAAAAGAACUUUCAGAAUCUACUAUGGUCCCGCAAAUCCUUUGUGGAAAGUAUGAAGGCAUAUGGUUCCAGCUACAUCUACAUACCAGCGUUCUCCAUGAAGCCUGGGACUGACCCCUCCCUGCGGGUAUACCACUCCCUUGCAGACUCCGCCUCCAACCAGACGGUCCUCUUUGCCAACCCGGACUUCCUUAAAAACGUUGGUCGAUUCUGGAAGAACCACGGCGUCCAUGGCAAACGGCUGUCCACGGGGUUGUUCCUGGUUAGUCUUGCCCUUGGUUUGUGUGAAGAGGUGACCACUUACGGUUUUUGGCCGUUUUCGGUGGGGCUGGAUGAGCAACCGGUUAGCCACCACUAUUAUGACAACAUACUCCCAUCCUCGAGAUUUCACGCCAUGCCUGAGGAGUUCCUGCAACUCUGGCACUUGCACAAGACUGGCACACUGCGUAUGCGGGUUGGUGAUUGUGCAAAAGAAGGACAGUAGCCUAAAAUGGAAAAAUAAGUGGAAGUGUUGCCAGGGCAACUCCGUAUAUCCCCACUGGAACAGAAUGGCCGGGACAGCGAUUAGCAUGUGAAUACUGUGGGUUGUAAGGUGGUGCCCUUCCCCCAAAGCUGGGCCUCUCUUUGGUGUUUAUAUGCUUGAACCUCAACUGCUACCAACUCACCCCACCCUCUUGUUGCCAAGGGACUGUUGUAAAGACUUGCAUGUGUACCCAUCCUCAUGUAUGCACUCACUGGAAGCUUGUUGUGUCCGUCCAAAGAAGUGCUGGGGUGAUGAGGGGCUCAGGUGUCAUGUGACCCAUUUAAACCUCAUCCACCAGCAGACCCUUGAAUCUAAAGACUAUUUGUUCACUUAAAAUAAAGACAGACUGGGGGAAGGGCUGCUUCAAACAAUGUCUUAAGAACUUUAAACGGGAACCCAGAAAUCGGAAGCAAUGCUCUGACAAUUUUUGUUCUGUUUUGUCUUGAACGCUGAUUCUUUUAGAGUUUUGAUGAAAUGGAAUAAGGAAUAAUGUGGAAAUCCCUCUUGCUGUGUUCACAUGUAAACAAAUCAGUGUAAAAACACAGGUUUCGCCUGGAAAAGGGAAGGCAUUGAAUGUACAGCCACAGUUUUAUAAACACGUUUCAAAAACUUGAGACUGGUUUAAAGUCACGGCUGCAGUUCAUGUAUUAUUGUGAAUAUAUUUCUAGUUGUAUUUAUUUUUAACCUUUUUAAUGAAGUAGGACAUUUACUGAGAACCAACUUUUCAGUCAAGAUCAGUCAUGAAACUCAUUUUUUACAUGACCAUAGUGCUUUGUCAAGUUUGGAGUGGGAAGUCAUGGGUUGAGAGACCACAUCUAGUUGGAAGUCCUCCACGAAACAGAUGAAGGCCCAAAUUCUGUAGAAGAGUGAGUGAAUUGUAUGUGUACUAAUGGAAAAAGUAUGAUUGAGUUCAUGGUGACUCCUGUGAUGGCAUCUUUAAGUAUUGCUUGUGUUAUUUGUAUGUGUUUGAAUUUAGUCAUUACUAGUUCUUUGGGGUACCAAUCAUAAGAUAAAUGUUUUUUUGUUUUUUUUGCCUGCUAAGGUGCUGGACACCUAUUUUCGGAAUGUGUAAAUACUCAAUCACCAGUUUCUUUACUGUUUCCACCAGAAUCAUGGGUUCUCUGAAUGUAAUGGCAGCCAUUUUAGUAGUCUGCCCUGUAACUUGUUUCCUUUAUUUUUUUUUAUUUUUUUCUUUGUUAAACAAGGAAUUAGGUUUAAAAUUGUAUGAGUUAGCUGAUACAAAUGCACUCCAGCUUAGUCUUGAUAUAUCAUCAAUGUAAUAGUUAUGACUAUUAUUUUCAUAUAAAGCCAGAAACCUCAGUAUUUAUAGGGUUAGCUCACCCAAAAAUGGCACUUGUCAUCAGCUACUUACCCCAUGUCAUCCCAAAUAAGAAUUUAUUUAAUCUUCUAAGCACAAUUUGAGAUAUGUUUAAUGUAACCAGAGAAUUGUAAGCUCCAUUGAAAGCCUACAUUAAAAAAAAAACAUUGUAAAAGCAAUCAAGCGGUUUAAUCCAAGCCUCAUGAAGAGGCAUGAAGAUAUAAGUUAUACAUUAAGAUUGAUCAACGCACACAACAUGCAUGUGUGCAUCUUGAAUAUGGUAAAUGGAAGCCCAACUGUUCGUUCCUUGAUGCGCAAGAAAAGACUUUGUUGGUUUUCAUUUGAACUUUCUGAAACGUCAAAGUUUUGAUUUAAUUGACCUACAGUGGAGGGACAGAAAUCUCUCAGAUUUGUCUUAUGGGUUUAGAAUGACAUGAGGGUGAAUAAAUGAUGAAACAUUUUCAUUUUUAGAUGAACUAUCUCUUUAAUGGGAGAAAAACGUUGCCUUUAAAUGUGUCUGCCAUUUAAAGCAGGUGUGUUAGCAUUCAGGUUUGACUAACUAGCUUUGUGAGAUUCUCCUAAAACUGUUGUUCCACUAUCUAAUUCUACAUUCAGUUUACACUUUCAUUUCCACUACAUGAAAGAAAAAACUGAAUGUAGCAUAAUGUUACCCGUGGCAACACUGAGAAUACGUACUUGAAACUGAUUGAAAUGAGUUCUGACAGAUUUUAGCUAGAAGUUAUUGUGUAUCUUGUACAUGCAUACUGUUUGUGCAUUAAUAUUGACAAACUCUACAAUGACCAUAACCGUGUCAUAUUUCACUCCAAUCAAAAGAAAAAUGGCAAAUAAGCUUAUUUAAUUGACAUUUCUCAUUAGACAGCACAACAAAUAAUGGUGAAUAAAUACUUAUGCUUAAUGGUGUUUAUGCAGGGGCAUGGAAAAAAAGUUUUCAUUUUUGGGAUGAAUUUUGACCCAGGCUUGUUCCUAGCAGGUUUUGCAAGGAAAUGUGUGCGCUCAUCUGAGUAUCUGCAGAAAUUCCCAUUACCAUAUUUUCACACUUUAAGCCAAUGAGUGCCUUUAUCGAUAUUAAAAAGGCUUUGGGCAUUAUUUUAUCAAGGACAAGUUUUUAACCAAAUCUAAGAAUUAUUUAUUGUUCCCUCAAACUCAGACUUAAAUAACCUCACAGAAUUGUUUUGAAGCAGUUUCAAGUAAGGCUGACGUGAAGAAAUGUGGAAAGACCUACUAAUUGAAUCAUUCAUUAUGAUUUGUGAUAAGUGAAUGGAUGUGAAUUACAAAAUAUGUUACCAUUUGUUGAAGGGCCAAUGUGCAUUACUUUAAUAUUUUAAACAUCUUCAACAAAUUGCCAGGAGACCACAACUUUAGGAAGCUGGGGAAAGUGUUAAUUGCUGAAGCUGAUGUUUUUUGUUUGUUUGUUUGUUUUUUGCACCUUUUUGUGUUGUUUAGUAUUGUGAAUAAGUGAGGUUGUAGUUUGUAACUAGGCAUGCACAAUGAUUUGUAAUUGGGAUUUGAAACCGAUUUGAAGUGAGAAAGUCACAAACAUUUAUGUAUUUUACGUUCUGCCCUUUGAGCCAUAUGAGGAUGUGUGCCCUGUUGAAACUGAGCUUACCUCAACUGUACUAUUCACUGUUCAAUUCAUUGAAGCUCACGGGAACAUGGAUCUUAGGUAUUUAAGUAUGUUUUACUCCACUAAGCUGUAAAUGUGUCAAUCAUCUCAAUCUUCUUGGCUCAAGCAGUUGGUGUUUGUACUUGAGCAUGUCAUCUGCUAACAGUAAACAGGAACAGGGCUGGAUGUUGUUUACGUGCCACCUGUGUUAUGCCAGUAUUGCAAAUAUGAUCAGAAAAAAAAUUAUUUCAAACAAUAAAGACAUCCUGUAAAUGCGCUAA
Molecule: messenger RNA, 4790 nt
Organism: Carassius gibelio (silver crucian carp)
Lineage: Eukaryota; Metazoa; Chordata; Actinopteri; Cypriniformes; Cyprinidae
Product: alpha-N-acetylneuraminide alpha-2,8-sialyltransferase
Exons: 5
Coding region: 527-1528 (333 amino acids)
Biological process (GO): N-glycan processing; oligosaccharide metabolic process
Molecular function (GO): alpha-N-acetylneuraminate alpha-2,8-sialyltransferase activity
Source: RefSeq, a predicted model, not a curated record